Messenger RNA from Columba livia (rock pigeon), 3624 nucleotides. RefSeq names its product DNA polymerase delta 3, accessory subunit (gene POLD3). The coding region runs from base 413 to 1690 and encodes 425 amino acids. Gene Ontology annotation, cellular component: nucleus; delta DNA polymerase complex. The transcript is spliced from 13 exons. Gene Ontology annotation, biological process: DNA replication; DNA strand elongation involved in DNA replication; nucleotide-excision repair, DNA gap filling. NCBI's taxonomy places the organism in Eukaryota, Metazoa, Chordata, Aves, Columbiformes, Columbidae. The record is from RefSeq and is a predicted model, not a curated record. Gene Ontology annotation, molecular function: DNA-directed DNA polymerase activity.
UCCUGGAGUUCUCAUGGAGCGAGUGAUUUCACCCAGAGGAAGGUGAACUGAUAAAUGUGGUUGUUGUUGGGUGGCAUCGCUGUGUGACCUCCCCAGCCUGCAGUUCUGCUUUGGGAUUUUACGCCUGUUGGAGCUGUGCAAGGGCGAAAUUGCUUCUGGAAUCACACAGGUCUGUCCACCCAAAACUCAGCCACUGUAUUUCAAGUGCUGUUGGACAGGAACGUGUUUUGGCCAAGGACUUGGUUCACAAAGAUGAAAUUGCACGACAACUCUUCACCAGCUGCGGGCAGAACCGGAGACGUCAAGAACAACCAGCAAGUCCCAGAAUCUGCAAAAGAAUCAUUGCGGUGUGCGGGUAACAUACAAAUGGCUCAGCUAUACUCUGGGAGUUCACGUCAACCAGGCUAAACAGAUGUUGUAUGAUUAUGUAGAAAGGAAACGAAAGGAGAACUCGGGAGCUCAGCUUCACGUCACCUACUUAGUAGCAGGAAGCCUCGUCCAGAAUGGACACACAUGCCACAAGGUUGCAGUAGUGAGAGAGGAUAAGCUGGAAGCAAUGAAGUCCAAACUGGCCACGAUAGCCAGCGUGCACGUCUACAGCGUUCAGAAAGCCUUGCUCAAGGACAGCGCCCCGCUCUACAACACGGACUAUGACAUUGUCAAAACGAACCUGCACAACUGCAGCAAGUUCAGCGCCAUCCAGUGCGCCGCUGCCGUCCCCAGGGCGCCGGCCGAGGUCCCUCAAGCGCAGAGGGCGUCCGCGCAGGCCGGGUCCCGGGCGCCGAGUGACGCCGGCGCUGGCAGCGCACCCGUGGUCAACGGCCACGCUCCCUCGGCCGCUAAACAGACCUCGCAGCAGCCCAAAGGGAUCAUGGAGAUGUUUGCAGCGAAAGCGGCUUCCAAAGGCCACGACGCAAAUAAAGAGACUAAAACGGAGUCUAAGGAGGCCCCAGGUGUGUCGGCAGCAAGCAGCAAACCACCAGCAAAGAGCAGCAUCAUGAACAACUUCUUUGGCAAAGCUGCCAUGAAUAAACUCAAAGUCAACUCUGUGCCUGAGAAGCCAAAGGAGGAGAAAGAAGUGGUCAAGCCUUCAGUUCCUGUAGCAGAACCAGAGUCAUCCUCUAAUGUUGUAGUAGAGAAACCUGGGAAGAAAACAGAGUCUGUUAAAAGUCAACAAAAGGACAAAAAAAGUAAAAUGAAGAGGGUGGACAAGUCGGAUAACGAGGAAGAAAGAGAACCUGAAAAUCUAAAGAAAAAGAGGAAGCGAAUCAAACAACUUGAGUCUGACAGCAGCGACGAGGAAGCAGAUAUUCCCCCGUCUCCCACACCUGAAGAAGAAAAAGCUCCAUCUCCACCUCCUGUACCUGCUCUGAAAGCUGAACUGGAGCCUGUACCCACAGAGGUUUCGGCUGGAGGGAGGAAGAGGAAACGGAAGCGCGUGCUGAAAUCCAAAAUGUUUAUUGAUGAAGAAGAAGGCUGCAUGGUGACUGAGAAGGUUUACGAGAGCGAAUCCUGUACAGACAGUGGGGACGACUUCACCGAGUCCAAGCCACCGCCUCCACAGAAACAACCCGUGCUGCCUGCGAAGAAAGAACCGAAGGAAGAAAAGAAGAACGUGAAGAAAGGACCAGCGGCUGGCAGCAGAGCCAACAAACAGGUCUCCAUCAUGGGCUUUUUUCAGAAGAAAUGAACUGGGACCUUCUCCCAGUCCUCUUGGGAGCGUUAACUGGUUUUGUGUGGCUUUCUGCAAGCUGCUGCAUUGAGGAGAACACCACGCAACCUUCAGUUACGUAAGAUAUCUUGCUUACUGUGUAAGUAAGCCCUCUGGACUAGUUUUUUGUAUCGGAGAAAAGUUUUCUUUGUUACUGCAAUAAUUUCAAUUUUCUUUACUAAACAGUCUGGAAGUCGACAACUAGAAACAAAAUCUAGAGGAACUCUUGACAGACUGUUAAUCUAUUCACCCAAAUCUUUAUAUUUUUAAUAUCACCUUCACCUGUUCGGCGCUGAAGGGUUCCACAAGUAGUAGGUGAACUGAAUUAGGAGUUGAGUUGCGGCUUUUUUUUCCCCCCUCUUUUUAUUUUCCCCUCUUUUUUUACACCCCAGCUCUCCAUCUUGAUCCAAACGUUCAGGUUGGUCCGAAGCUGUAAUGUAGCAGGUCUUCAGGCACACGCACAAAUACUGAACAUCUGCUUCAGCUUUAACUGAAUGAAAUAAACUUCAUUUUCCCCCAAAGACCGAUAAAUAGUUUUUACUCUGCCUUUCAUAAUCUCUUUUUUGGACAAAGCAGUGCAUAUAAAAUUCUCUGACACUUUUCAUCCUUGAACAUAUCCUCUGUAAACGGCUGUGAUGCCUAAUUAUAGAUUGGGACGCUGUUGGUGCUCUGUCUUUGAGGCUUCCCACACAGUUGGCUCCAGUGUAACUGGGGGGAGGCUUUGCCAUUAUUGGGAAAGCAACUGUAUCCUUAAGUUAAUGAGUCAAAGGGAAGGGUAAUUAGAGAGCACUUCUGAUAACACCGGUCAGGUACCGGCUGUCAUUAUCCGUGAUGAAUUUCACACCGCUUUUUGGUUUCGAACGUUUUGCUUUGCCUGAAGUUGGUUUUCACAGGCACAAAGCAGGCAAGAGAAGAGUUGUUUUCUAGGACGUCUCGUCGUCCUCCUGCUGCAGGGAACCAGGUUUUGGAGGUUAAUAAGGCACUGAGGUCCUGUUAAUCAGAAACGAGGCAUCGUUUUGGAUUCCUCCUGGUGUUCUGGUGCUAAAUUUGGUAGAUAUAUAGAUACAAAAGGUCAGGGUUUUUUUCCAGAGGACAGGUGCUGAGCAUUUCUGAAGCUUGGCCUGGUGAGAGCUCCCAAAUGGGCAACCGGCACCAUCACUGGUUGUUUCUGAUUGACGUUAGGCCAAUGUACGUAUGGAUAUGUAUGUACGUAGUGGUUUAUAAAGUGUUUGUAAGGUAGAUAAAGCCUAAAGAGUCUGAACCAAGGAACAAACAUCUUCAGGCACCCCGCUGAAAGCGUUCCAACCCGUGGCCGGCUGAAGGACCAACCAAGUGUAUUUACACAUCAUUCUGACCAGGAGAUCCGGUUGGUGACUUGAGAAAUUUAACCACGCGCCUGCAAGUGACCCACAGUUGACGCAAUUGAAGUCAUGUCACCCUCAGAUGUGAGACGAUCUACUUAUAAUGAGCCGUGUAGCUGGAUUUGUGUCCUGGUUGGGGAUUUUGGCCGCUCGCUGCGCCGAUCGAUGGUACCGGAGCUGUUUGGGGCUCACCUGAACGAUGCACCUCCUCGGAAGCGUUAAGAACUUCAACUCUGGACUUUCGGAAUUGGAAACUUAGAGGAAAAAUGAUGGGAAGAUGAUGAGGGAAGGCAGAAUUGGCACGGUACUCGCAGACAUCCAAAGGCCGAGCCCGCUGUGUGAGCUGGGGAAGUUUUCAUGCUCUCGUGGCGUGUUUGGGUGACAUAGGGAAAGAAUGAACCACCUUGUUCUGACUUUUAUGAAGAAUAUUUAACUGUUCAAAACCAAAAAAUAUUGCUAUAGCGUUUCUGUUUUUCUUGGUAGAAUUGGGGGUGUGUUUUGUAAGGUAAUAAUUAACAAAACUCAUUAAAUACAGGUUUUUUUUCUUUUGUC